AUGUCGUUCCGAGGCGGCGGUCGCGGCGGUGGCCGUGGAGGCGGUUUCCGAGGCGGACGAGGUGGUGGCUACGGCGCCCCUGCAGGUCCCCCGGCCCAGGUCCUGGAGCUGGGCACCUUUGAGCACGCCGUCGAGGGCGAGAUGUUCUGCAAGUCGACCAACGUCAAGAUUCCCUUCUUCAACGCGCCCAUCUUCCUCGAGAACAAGACGCCCAUCGGCAAGGUCGAGGAGGUGCUCGGCCCCAUCAACAACGUCAUGUUCACUAUCAAGCCCUCCGAGGGCAUCGUCGCCUCCAGCUUCAAGGCCGGCGACAAGGUCUUCAUCGGCGGCGAGAAGCUGCUUCCCCUCGACAAGUUCCUGCCCAGGCCCAAGGUCCCCGGGGAGAAGAAGGUGAAGCGCGCCGGCGGUGCUGGCGGCCGUGGAGGACCCCGCGGCGGCGGCUUCUCUCGCGGUGGUGGCAGAGGGCGAGGCGGCCCCCGCGGCGGCAGCGGCGGCUUCUCCCGAGGAGGUGGUCGUGGAGGCGGUGGUUUCUCCAGAGGCGGCGGCGGCGGCCGAGGUGCGGGCGGCUUCUCGAGAGGAGGCGGUGGCCGAGGCGGCGGCGGCUUCUCCAGGGGCCGUGGCCGGGGCGGCUACUAG
Molecule: messenger RNA, 636 nt
Organism: Purpureocillium lilacinum
Lineage: Eukaryota; Fungi; Ascomycota; Sordariomycetes; Hypocreales; Ophiocordycipitaceae
Biological process (GO): ribosome biogenesis; snoRNA guided rRNA pseudouridine synthesis
Cellular component (GO): box H/ACA snoRNP complex
Molecular function (GO): box H/ACA snoRNA binding
Source: RefSeq, a predicted model, not a curated record